AUACAUUGAACAUAGCAAAACAAGAUGGCAGCGCCCUGCAGAAGGAUGGCAGGUCGGUCUCUCCUACAGUUUCUGUCUUCUUUCAGCCGGACAUCGGUCAGUAACUCGGGGUUCCGUCAGUUCUCUGUGUGUCGGGGGUCCAGGCAGGCUCAACAUGUGGAGGAAAUAGCUCCUUCUCCGUGGACUCUGAUGGCGGCCGUGUGUCUGCAGAGACUUCCGGUCAUUUCUGCGGAGAGCAACCCGAUAGAGCAGCAGUUCAGAGACAUGAUGAUCCAGAUGGAGCUGGAGAAGAGCAUCGCUGUCGGACCAGCGACUGCGGCUGCUGGACGGCGCUGAGAGGAUAUGAGCGAGAUGCAGAGGCGGGCGAGUACCGACU
Molecule: messenger RNA, 376 nt
Organism: Notothenia coriiceps (black rockcod)
Lineage: Eukaryota; Metazoa; Chordata; Actinopteri; Perciformes; Nototheniidae
Gene: mrpl46
Product: mitochondrial ribosomal protein L46
Exons: 3
Coding region: 25-336 (103 amino acids)
Source: RefSeq, a predicted model, not a curated record